Molecule: messenger RNA, 3759 nt
Organism: Neodiprion fabricii
Lineage: Eukaryota; Metazoa; Arthropoda; Insecta; Hymenoptera; Diprionidae
Exons: 2
Coding region: 11-2041 (676 amino acids)
Source: RefSeq, a predicted model, not a curated record
CCGAUAUUUUAUGUGCAACAUAUUCCCGGCUUGCAACGGCAUUCGGCGCAUUAAGAUGGCAGACUUCGAUCCAGACAACUGUGUCAAAUUAUUCAAAUUCAAUGACAGCCGAACCUCAGAUUCAACAGACCCCAAGAGUGUCGUCAUCAUUCCUAUCAGGGAUCAAAAUAUUUUGCAAACGACUGUCGACGUGGAUAGCAGAGAUUGUGAAGUUAAAACAGACAGCUGUGCUUUUCCCGAAGAUUGUGUCAACAUUUUGCUUAAGUUCCGAAUGCAGUUGGAAGAAUUGUUCAACGAUUGCGGUGAUACUAUGAGCACAGCUGCAGUUCUAUGGAAAGAUAUUUCAUGUCGGGUUCGCGACAGGGGUUUCCCAGUUACGGACCAACAAUGCUUGGCCAUAUGGAAUACUCUUUACUCAGAGUACAUAAACCUUACUCAAAUUGACGAUGAAAACGAGCUAUCGAAAUCAGCGUUCUUCGCCAUAUUUGAAGAUUUCUAUAAACUCAGGUCGAAGUACGUGGAUUCAAAAAUACUGCAAGAUGUGACUGAGUACUCGAGCAUGAGAUCCAAUUCUAGUCCAACUUCUAGUAAUACUGUUGCCCCAGCGGAGAAUAAUUCCGACAAUGAGGCAGCGGUAAAAGUUAAGACUGGAAAGACAAGCCUUGAAUUUGGAGAAGAUUUAUCAGUUACAACUAGUGAGGAUGAUCCUAAUCACCAAAUGUUGACCGAGUCGAUGAAUGUAGCUGAGAAAAUUCUGGACAAAAACAUCAAAGAUUCAGAGACACAGAGGAAAAAAGCAAAACCUGAUGAGAGACGAUCCAAAGCUCAUAGUAAUGUGAGAAAACGGAAGUUGAGUUCGCAAAAUCCAUCGUGGAGGUAUGGUGACAAUUCGAAUCACAUGAGAAGUGAAGCUAACGAAGCUAAGGCUGAAAACACAGACUCAGAUGUUGGAAGUACAUUCAUAUCGUCUUUGCAUGAAAAGAAUAAUUGCAAGAAGGCCAAAAUCUCAACCGAAGACGAGAGUUUAUGUAGUAAUCAAGCAACUUUGCGCUAUCCCUGGAACGUUGAUUCGACACAGUGUUUGGUCGACCUGAGAUUGCUCAUCGAAAGUGACAAACAGAAAAAACAGAUUAUACUACGAGUGUACAGAGGCAUAUACAAGUUUAUCAGCCAGAAGAUGUUUCUGCAUGGUUACCAAGUAUCGGCGAUACAAUGUAGACGAAGAUGGGGCCACGUGAUGAGUCAGUACAGCGAAGAAGCAAAAACCGCACUAAAAAAGAUCUCCGAUAAUCAAAAGCUCGACACGGUGGGCAGAUACUUUUGGCAAAUGGAUAGAGUUUUGAAAAAAUCAGGGAUCGAUAAAUUGAAAAGAAGGCCUGAUGAAGCGGCGGAAUUUUUCUGGAACGAUGAAUCGGUCAGAACUCUGAUCGGCAUAAGAAUUCCUAUGGAAGACGCCUUUGCCAUGUUCAAGAGAUACGUUAUCUUGUGGCAAUACGUCGCAUCACAGAUGCAGAAGAACAAUUUUUCACCGACUUACAGCGAGUGCUCGGUCAAAUGGAUGGAACUCCGCGAAUGCUAUGAAAUUUAUCUCUUGUCUAUAAGCCGCGGAUACAUUAAAAAAGACGAAGUCGAUUGGGACUAUUUUCAAGACAUGCACAGCGGAUUCGAAAGGAACACUCGGAGCAUCAAAACGAUAAUAAACUACCCGACGAUGAACGACAGUACGGAAAAUCAGCAGUCAAUGCCGAAUGAAUUCAAAGAGAAACUCGUUGAUAAUUCAACUUCUUCUAGACUGCAUGACUGUCCGGCUAAAAUUGAAACUGACAAUGGUUUUCAAGAGUUCGAAGCUGCAGAGGAUGAUCGAAAAAUUAUAGGCAGGAACGAAACUAUCUGCAUUGAAGACAUGGCAUCGUCAAAACAAGAAAGAGAAGGAAGUCAAGAUUUGUCUGUAAUUUUUGUUGCGAAUAAAAUUCCGGAACAUGAAUUGCAUGUUCAACAGUUAUCGGGAAAAAUUUUCUCGUUACUUCGGGAAAUUCCAUAAUAUUUUCUUAAGAUACAAUGGUUUCCAGUAGUUUUAAAAAUAAAAAAAUUUAAAUUGUAAACAAGAGUCUAUAAAUAUCGACUGUUCAUUUCAAAAUGUUUAAAAAUCCAAUAGGUUCGUUCAAUAUCAUUCCAAUAUAGUAUAUUUUACUGAGACGAUGCCUAUUUCUCUAAAUUUUGAUUAAGGCACUUUUUUUAUGUUACCAUUAUCGUUAAAUGUUCGAUUUUCCAAAAUUGCAUGAAUAUUGACUUUAAUUUUAAAAAAAACGAGUUAAUUUAAAUAUACCUAUGGCAGCAAAAAAUAAUGUGAAAGCCAUUUCGUAUGAAAAAUCGAAGUAUCUAAGCUCCUGUUUACAAUUUUAUUAUUUGUCUUUCUGGAAUUUGAAGCAAAUCAUGGUAGCUCGAGAAUAUUAAUAAAUUUUAUAAAAUCUCAAUGUUCGGCAAUUUCAAUCCUUAAUUGAUGGCAAGCUAUCGAAACUGAACACAACAAAUGAAAUUCUUCCUCAACUUAAUUUUUCAUCAACUUGAUGUUUGCUCUGUGUCGAAUCCCGAAGUUUAUCGAAAAGAUUAUUAUUCGAGAUGUGCCGAAUACCAUCAAUAUCUGGGCGGAUAAUCGGACAGCAGUAAUCUGCUGUACGACGAAAUUACUCUAUCUGUAGAGGUCGAAGCAAUAAAAAAAUGAAAUAGUUGAACGACGGGAAAUGAAAUUCCCUAGUUUUAUCAGUAUGACUAGAAUGAAUGUUUAAUGUACAAAGUUUACAAUUUUCAUAUUUUUUAUAAUAAACAGUAUCAUUUCUGCAUUUUGUGACGACAAACGGUUUUUCUGUUUUCUGUAUAAAUUCUUCCUUCUUCCUGGAGAAUGAAUCAUGCCCCUAAUCUCAGAAUUGGGUUUGAACUAUAUCAGGUAUACCAUUUCCAAUUGACAUAAGAGGAUUCGAAGAUUCAGACAGUGAAGAAACCUAUGUAAGAAAAUGAAUCGCUUUUUGAUAAUUUUGGCUAGGUGGAAUACGCUGAUCAAUCAUCUGCGCCACUGGGCAUAGAUUUGUUUAAAAGAAACAAACCGGUACCUGGAUCCGGAUCAGAACCACGAUUGCGCGAAAUCUACUGCUCGUUCAUAUUGGAACCCAGAGUUUACUGGAUCAUUCCAAGUAUCUACACCAUAAUUGACGGGGAAGAAACACUCAUUUGCCACGAAGAAAAGUUCUUACUCGAAAUAAAGUUCAAGGAUUAUCAUUAAGACGACAAUUCAAAUGACUGGCGAUGCAGUCGACGUCAGAGAAUGACAGUCACUGUCACAUAAUUUAUAUAGGAAUCGAACACGCAUUUUGUCAAGGACCCAAAACAAGGUAGCUGCAAAGGGUAGGCAUUAAUGAAUAUUACUGUACAUGCCAAAAAUGAGGUACCAUGUUUGAAGACAAUGACUCCCAUUCUCUGACGUCAGCUGCAUCGCCAAUCAUUGUCACAUAAUUGAAUGAUAAUAUAAUAUUAUAAUGAAUAUUACUGUAUAUUACUGAACUCGGCUUGCAUUUAGGCAAUUUAGUGUACGCUCUACCAAUCGACAUUUGUUACAAGGUCACCGAUUAGAGAUCUUGAUGCGGAGAUGGCCAAUCAAUCGUGAACAGUCGACGAGCAAAUCUCAAUCGGUAAAAUGCAUUCUCAUUAUCAGUUGACAAAAUGCAGGCGGAUCACAGCAAGAUGUAUCCUAAAUUGCAUAAAUGU